AGAAAUUCCACUCCAGAAUGUUUCAUUUACAUUUUGAGUGACAGAACUGCAUUUAGAUCUUUUCUCCCGCAAAGUGUUUAAUCUCAGUCUGGUGUACAACAUCCUUUAAGAGAAUAUGACAAUAGCUGCUUAGUUCAGUAGACUGAAACAGGAAGGAGGCUUACCCCUGGCCUUACAGAGUGUUAUUUGGUUGAAAAUCACUUAAACAUGGCACUGACAAUAUUUGCUCCUUUUCUUGAUUUACUGAUGUUUUCUCAGAACUACACUUCCAAACAGCCCCAGCUGGCUGAAUCUAAGGCCUGUGUAAAUUGAUAAGAUGCAUCUGGCUUCAAGACACAGACUGAGUACAGGCGCAGACUCUUCCGUGUUGCCGGAGAAUCUGAUUGGGGUAGGAGCUGAGUUUCAGAACCACUUGCUGUAUAUAUCGGUGCCAAAUUAACCCCCAGCAGGGAGAGACAGGGAGGGAGCAGACUGCUGGGUUCUUCCUGAUGGUGAAAUUCAUGGGGGACACAAACUGGAGAUUUUCUUCCUCUCUUCUGUCCUGAGUGUUUUCCCAAACAUGAAGGCUUUCUCCCCUCGGGAUGUCCUCAUGGGCGCUGAAGUUAGAGGAGACAGUGGAGAAAGGAAUUUAAAGGCAAUAAGUUUACUCAUCUUGGUGGGAUUUAUAGGAGAGUUCCAAGUCUUUUCAAGUGCCUCCUCUCCAGUCAAUUGCCAGUGGGCUUCCUAUGGCCCUUGGUCAGAAUGCAGUGGUUGUACCAAGACUCAGACUCGCAGGCGGUCCAUUGCUGUUUAUGGGCAGUAUGGGGGCCAUCCUUGUGUAGGAAGCGCUUUUGAGACGCAAUCGUGUGAACCUACCCGAGGAUGUCCAACGGAAGAGGGAUGUGGAGAGCGUUUCAGGUGUUUCUCAGGUCAGUGCAUCAGCAAAUCUUUGGUUUGCAAUGGGGAUUCUGACUGCGAAGAAGAUAGCGCUGAUGAAGACAGAUGCGAGGACUCAGAAAGCAGACCUUCCUGUGACCUUGAUAAACCUCCUCCCAACAUAGAACUUACCGGAAAUGGCUACAAUGCACUCACUGGCCAGUUUAAGAACAGAGUCAUCAACACUAAAAGUUUUGGUGGUCAAUGCAGAAAGGUGUUUAGUGGGGAUAGAAAAGAUUUCUACAGAUUGAGUGGAAAUAUCCUCUCCUAUACAUUCCAGGUGAAAAUAGAUAAUGAUUUUAAUUAUGAAUUUUACAACAGUAGCUGGUCUUAUGUAAAACAUACAUCGACAGAACGUACAUCAUCUAGCAGGAGGAGAUUCUUUUUUAGCUCUUCAUCAUCUUCUUCACACAGUUAUACUUCACAUAAAGAUGAAAUCCAUAACAAAAAGAGUUAUCAAUUAUUGGUUAUUCAGAACACUGUUGAAGUGGCUCAGUUUAUCAAUAACAAUCCGGAAUUUUUACAACUUGCUGAGCCAUUCUGGAAGGAACUCUCCUACCUUCCCUCUCUGUAUGAUUACAGUGCCUACAGAAGAUUAAUCGACCGGUAUGGGACACAUUAUCUGCAGUCUGGGUCCUUAGGAGGAGAAUACAAAGUUCUAUUUUAUGUGGACUCAGAAAAAAUGAAACAAAGCGGUAUUAGUUCAGCAGAUGAGAUGGAAUGUACUUCGUCAGAUGUCAAUCUUAUUUUUAAAUCAUCAAAACACAAAUGCCAGGCACUGAAAGAGGCCUUAAAAUCAGCUGCAGGAACUGAGGGCAAUGUGUUGCGAGGCAAGCCAUUUGUCAGAGGAGGAAGUGCAGGCUUCGUGUCUGGCCUGAGUUACCUGGAGCUGGACAAUCCUGCUGGAAACAAAAACCGAUAUUCUUCCUGGGCAGGUUCGGUGACUGAUCUUCCCCAAGUCAUAAAACAAAAGCUGACACCUUUGUAUGAGCUGGUAAAGGAAGUCCCCUGUGCCUCUGUGAAGAGACUCUACCUGAAACGGGCUCUUGAGGAAUAUUUGGAUGAAUUUGACCCCUGCCAUUGCCAGCCUUGUCAAAAUGGUGGCAUCGCCACUGUUGAGGGGACCCAGUGUCAGUGCCAUUGCAAACCAUACACAUUUGGUGUGGCGUGUGAGCAAGGAGUCCUCGUAGGGGAUCAAGCAGGAGGGGUUGAUGGAGAUUGGAGUUGCUGGUCCUCUUGGGGCCCCUGUGUUCAAGGGAAGAAAACAAGGCGCCGAGAAUGCAAUAACCCGCCUCCCAGUCGGGGUGGGAAAUCCUGUAUUGGAGAAACGUCGGAAAGCAGGCAGUGUGAAGAUGAGGAGCUGAAGCAUUUUAGAUUGCUUGAACCUCAUUGUUUUCCUUUGUCUUUGGUUCCGACAGAAUUCUGUUCGUCACCUCCAGCCUUGAAAGAUGGAUUUGUUCAAGAUGAAGGUGCCAUGUUUCCUGUUGGGAAAAACAUAGUGUAUACUUGCAAUGAAGGAUACUCUCUUGUUGGAGACCCUGUUGCCAGAUGUGGAGAAGAUUUACAGUGGCUUGUUGGGAAAAUGCAUUGUCAGAAAAUUGCCUGUGUUCUACCUGCUCUGACGGAUGGCAUACAGAGUCAUCCCCACAAACCUUUCUACACAGUUGGUGAGAAGGUGACCUUUUCCUGUUCAGGUGGCAUGUCCUUAGAAGGCCCUUCAGCAUUUCUCUGUGGAUCCAGCCUUAAGUGGAGUCCUGAGAUAAAGAAUGUCCGGUGUGUGCAAAAAGGGGCCCCUUCGACACACACAGUGCCUGCAUGUCAGCGCUGGGAGAAACUAAAGAAUUCAAGAUGUGUUUGUAAAAUGCCCUAUGAGUGUGGAUCCUCCUUGGAUGUAUGUGCUCGAGAUGAGAAGACCAAAAGGAUACUGCCUCUGACAGUUUGCAAGAUGCAUGUUCUCCGCUGUCAGGGCAGAAAUUAUACUCUUACAGGUAGAGAGAGCUGUUCUCUGCCUGCCUCCGCGGAGAAAGCUUGCGGUGUGUGUCCACUAUGGGGAAAAUGUGAUGACCAGAGCAGCAAAUGUGUCUGCAGAGAAGCAUCGGAGUGUGAGGAAGAAGGGUUUAGCGUCUGUGUGGAAGUGAAUGGCAAGGAGCAGACGAUGACGGAGUGUGAGGCUGGCACCCUUCGAUGCGGGGGGCAGAGCAUCUCUGUCACCAGCAUAACGCCCUGCGCAGCAGGAACCCAGUAGGCUCCCAGGUGCCCCGUGGCUUGCUCGGAAUCCAGCAGCACGCUGUUGCCGAAUUAAAAUAUCUGCAUAGCUGGGGCACUUCAGACAGCUUUCCCAGCGUGGAGGCAUAGUCUUUCUCCUUCCGCUCCGGUGUCUGCUUCUGUCCUCGGCUCCAGCCACCUGCAUGAACACAACCCCUUGUUCCCCCAAACCUGAAUCCGGAUACUCUUUCUUCUUUUUUUUAAAUGCCCGUCAGGAUGAAGAAUAUUCAUGAAUCUUUGCAUGAGCUAACGGUGUGUUGGAAAAAUUGCUAACUUCUUUGGACCUUGACUUUUUAAUCUGAAAAUUAGAGGAUUAGACCAGAGAAACUCGAAUGCUCCAUUUAGCCCUACCACUCUUUUUAGGUAUAACUGACCUCUCUGUGGGCCAGAAUGCACUCUAAAAAUUGAUUAGGGAAACAGAAACAUCAGAGAGGUUGACCUCCCUCGGUGAAACCAAAUAGGAAGGGGACUAUAAUGGGAAAAGACAGAUGCAAUGAUUCCGUCCCAAGUAGUAAUCUCACGCUUCCCCUUGUUGACUCAAGCCCCACGUGUGUCCGGAGAUUGAACCACUGAAAUGUCAGAGCGGGAUUCAUCACGCUAUGGUCAUGGGGCGCCUCCUGCCUUCUUAUGUGAGCCCAAACACAAUUCAGUCUUCUCUUUGGGGUUUUUCUUUAGUAUGUGUCAAACACAAGACCUGCAGUUUGCUCUUCCCCUCGCCUCCCCUUUCCGCUUGUAGGAAGGAUCAGUUCAUGCCUGGGCGAUUGAGCGAUGGUGCAUGUGAGAGAACAGUUUUCUCUAAUGUGGAUACAUACCCAGGGUUUUCAGGGAGCUAUUAGGUAGAUCAAUUUGAAGCGCUGGCCUUCUAUUUAUUCUUUAUUCAUCUUCCAUUGAAACAAAAAAGCAGCUAUGGGAGGUGAAAUGAGUGGGCUUAAAUGGAAUUUAAAAUAUGCUUUUAUAUACAAAUAAUAUCUCUGUAUUUUUUGAUAUUGAUGCAUUUCAACAAAAUUUUAGUUAAAAUGAUUAAAAAGCUCAUUAAAGGUACUGUUCUUUGGAA
This is a messenger RNA of Equus caballus (horse), 4234 nucleotides long. RefSeq names its product complement C7 (gene C7). Lineage: Eukaryota; Metazoa; Chordata; Mammalia; Perissodactyla; Equidae. Gene Ontology annotation, molecular function: protein binding. Gene Ontology annotation, cellular component: membrane attack complex. Gene Ontology annotation, biological process: complement activation. The record is from RefSeq and is a predicted model, not a curated record.